UUUUCUGACGGUGGAGCCAGCAUCGCAGGGUUGAAUCAGAGAUGUUAUGUAUGACUCCUAAAGUCACUGUUAUGAGACAGUCACCUGGUAAUGUAGACGUCUAUUAAAGUCCCAUAUUCCUGCUUUUAACUAAACCAACAGCACUUUAGCACGAGGAGCUAACGGUUACGUCAGUUCCGGUUCACUUUGGCUGAAGAGCGAGUGAGUUGAGUUCCUUUUAGGUGACAACCUGGCUUGGGUUGGUUGCAGGUGAGCCGACUUGGUCCACACAACGUGACUUAACAUGGUUUACAGCAAAGAUACCGAAUCUGAGCCCGGAAUCUACGGUUACUCCCGAGCAGCCUUCACCGCGCUGACCCACUCAGUCUGCAUUGUCUUCACUGUGUUCAUUGCGAUUCUGUCUCGACCGGGUUCGAGUUUGUUUUCCUGGCAUCCUUUCUUUAUGACACUGUCGUUCUCCUUCUUCAUGACAGAAGCCAUACUCCUUUUCUCCCCCCAUGGUUCGCUCAUCAGAAAGUUUACCCACAAGACAAAAGGUCGUGUUCACUGGAUCCUGCAGUGCCUCUGUGUGUCUUGUGCGCUCCUGGGUUUGGCAGCCAUCUCUUUGAACAAACACCUGAAUGGUAAACCCCACUUCACCUCGUGGCACGGUCUGCUGGGCCUGCUCACAGUGUGUGUGGUGGUUUUGCAGUCUUUGGCAGGACUGCCUCUCAUCUACCACUCUCUGGCCAAAGGCUGGUCGCUGGCCAAGCUCAAACGCUACCACGCAGCGACUGGACUGGUCACAUACCUGCUCGGCACAGUCAGCCUGCUCCUCGGCCUCAGCUCUGCCUGGUUCACUGCAUCUGUCAGGGAAUACACCUGGUACCUGUCAGCUCUCUGCCCUGCUCUCGGUGGCCUCGUCAUCAUGAACCAAGUCACCAGUGCGUACACGGCUAAGAAACGGUUGCAGUCGUGACAGAAGACGAAAUAUCGACACUCACUGAAUUCUUAAUCAAGGUUUGCCUAAGAGAUUAAAUUCUUUACUUACAGCUUAUUUCAACUUCUAAGGGGGGACAUGCCAGAGAAGGUUUGAGAACCGCUAGGAUAAUAACUUUCUUGCUUGCCUUUUUUUAGUGCAUGUACACCGUAUGUACACUGGAUGGGGCAGUGCGGUGGUUAACACUGUCGCAUCACAGCAAGAGUCCAGGUCUGGGUCCUUCUGUGCGGAGUUUGCAUGUUCUCCCUGAACCCGCUACUUUAUAUUGACUGGCUACUCUAUAUUGACCCUAGGUGUGAGUGUGUAAGUGUGUGUGAGUGAGCCCUGGGAUUGACUGGCGACCAGUCCAGGGUGAACCCCGCCUUUCGCUGACUGUUGGCUGGCUCCAGAUGGAUGGAUGGAUGGAUGGAUAUACACGAGACUGUAGUUACCAUGAGGACACUGAGGUUGUGUCACCUCUGUUUCAUUUAUGUUGUGUUUCUUUGAACAGCUUCUGAUAGUUGUAGUCACCGAAGAGCUUAAAAUGUGACUGAUUUUAGACCAUAUAAAUAAAUAAACAAACAAAUUUUCUAUCAAGAUUGCAAACUGUGUAGCGGGAAGUUACUGUUUUCUUAACUGUAUUAAACAUGAAAAAGGUUGAUUUGGGGUCUAAACAAAUAUUCCUGUUUGAGGAUUGUUUUUCAUGACCUCAGUACUCCUAAAAUGUUGGCAGCAUCCCUGAAUAUAUAAAUUUGUUUAAUGUUUGCAUCUCAGGUUACUUAAUAUCCUGCUGUUUGACUUUUAAUGCUGCUGUGGAUUGCUUAUUUUUCUACAUUUGAAUAAAUAACAUUAAAAAGUCAUACGUUGUAUGAUAUGUUGUAAAUUAAAAGGCAUUUGUAAAUGA
Messenger RNA from Scatophagus argus, 1862 nucleotides. RefSeq names its product transmembrane reductase CYB561D2 (gene cyb561d2). Gene Ontology annotation, molecular function: transmembrane monodehydroascorbate reductase activity. The transcript is spliced from 3 exons. Lineage: Eukaryota; Metazoa; Chordata; Actinopteri; Scatophagidae. The record is from RefSeq and is a predicted model, not a curated record. Gene Ontology annotation, cellular component: endoplasmic reticulum. Bases 284 to 958 code for a protein of 224 amino acids.